CGCUCGGGGUGCAGAACCGCACAGGAGGCGCUGUGCAGGCGGAGUGGGGGCCGCAGAGAGUCCGGCCGUGGCUCUGAGUUGUCUCGGAGCAGAAGUCACGUGCAGGAAGCGGAAACCACGUGUGUGUGUGUGUGUCCAGCCUUGACUCAAGUACACACACGCACAGCCCCCACCCCCGGCUCAUAGCCGUUUCUCCCCGUUCCCCACCAGCCGGGCAGGGACCAGGGCCGGUGGGAGAAUGCAGUCUCUGGCCGCCCGGGAGGAGAAGGGCUCGCGGCCUCGGACGCUCUAGAGCCGCCCCACGCGGGGUCCCCGCGCCCACGCGCACCGCGGCGCGUUGUCAUGGCCGUGCCCGGGGAUCGCCAGGAGGCCGCAGCGGCCGCGCGGGUGCCGGAGCCGUGUCCCAAGCGGCUGUUCCGGCUGGUGCAGGACGGCCGGCUGCGCGCGCUGCGGGACGAGCUGCAGAGGGUGGGAGGCUGGGCUGCGGGGGCCGGCUGUCCGGGGCCGGCCGGAGACACCCUCCUGCACUGCGCCGCCCGCCACGGGCACCGGGACAUCCUGGCCUACCUGGCCGAGGCCUGGGGGAUGGACAUCGAGGCCUCCAACCGAGACUACAAGCGGCCUCUGCACGAGGCUGCCUCCAUGGGCCACCGGGAUUGCGUGCGCUACCUGCUGGGCCGAGGAGCCGCCGUUGACUGCCUGAAGAAGGCGGACUGGACGCCUCUGAUGAUGGCUUGCGCAAGGAAGAAUCUCGAGGUGAUCCAAGACCUUGUGGAGCACGGCGCCAAUCCACUCCUGCAAAACAAAGAUGGCUGGAAUAGCUUCCAUAUUGCCAGCCGAGAAGGUGACCCAGAGAUCCUCCAGUACCUGCUCAGUGUUUCCCCAGCGGCCUGGAAGACAGAAAGCAAAAUCAGAAGGACUCCUCUGCACACUGCAGGCAAUACCAGUGCUCCUAAUUUAAUUACUCCAUCUGCAAUGCAUGGAUGUUUAGAGGCAGUAAAGGUGCUUCUUAACAGCUUGGGUUCCAGGUGCGAGUAUGAACCAGACUGCAGGGACAAAUGUGGCGUGACCCCCUUUAUGGACGCCAUACAGUGUGGCCAUGUCAACAUCGCCAGGCUGCUCCUUGCAACACAGAAGGCUUCCUUUUCAGCCGUGGAUACCCUGGGAGCCCAGGCUGUGCACAGGGCAGCCGUCACAGGGCAGAACGAAGCCCUCCGAUUCCUGGUCUCCGACCUCAGCAUCGACGUGGAUGUGAGAACGCCUGCCGGCCUCACGGCACUGCAUUUCGCAGCUAAGGAAGGGCAUACAAGCACAGUUCAGACUCUCUUAUCCUUGGGUGCUGAUAUCAACUCUAAAGAUGAAAGAAAUCGAUCAGCCCUGCACCUGGCCUGCGCCGGUCAGCACUCGGCUUGCGUUGAGUUUCUUCUGCAGUCUGGACUGAAGGAUUCUCCAGAUGUAUCAGGCACCCUGGCUCAGCAGCUCACAAAGAGAACCGACAUCCUUCAGUGCUUUGACCGAACAGUAGCAACGUAGGAAUGUUUCUGAAAGAAGAUAAUAAAAAUACACGGAAUGACUUCAAGAGCCUAACUGCAGACCUGGGACUACAAAGGAACUACUACCUUUUCAAUCAGAAAAAUCCUUGCCAAAAUUGGGAAGCUGCUGCCUCAGCUGCCAACUUCAGAAGUGAGCUGUCAUCGUUGCUGUCAGGAAGGCUAAAUGAUCAGGAGGUCUGCAUAGAAAAACCAGUUAUUUUCAUGACAGUGUUUGCCAGCAGAAGCCGCAGACAUGGUUUCCUCUUCUGCUUUCCAAAACUCAAGCAAUUAGCAGACUCCAAAUCACAUCCAGAAAUCUAGCUAUAAGGGAGUCCUGGAAAUGUACUUUAUAACUUUCCUGCUUAUGCAAUACA
Choloepus didactylus (southern two-toed sloth) is the source of this 1906-nucleotide messenger RNA. RefSeq names its product ankyrin repeat domain 16 (gene ANKRD16). Gene Ontology annotation, biological process: RNA processing. Bases 343 to 1533 code for a protein of 396 amino acids. Lineage: Eukaryota; Metazoa; Chordata; Mammalia; Pilosa; Megalonychidae. The transcript is spliced from 9 exons. Gene Ontology annotation, molecular function: RNA nuclease activity; RNA binding; protein binding. The record is from RefSeq and is a predicted model, not a curated record.